Messenger RNA from Exophiala aquamarina CBS 119918, 555 nucleotides. Its product is annotated as 3-oxoacyl-[acyl-carrier protein] reductase. Gene Ontology annotation, molecular function: oxidoreductase activity. Bases 1 to 555 code for a protein of 184 amino acids. NCBI's taxonomy places the organism in Eukaryota, Fungi, Ascomycota, Eurotiomycetes, Chaetothyriales, Herpotrichiellaceae. The record is from RefSeq and is a predicted model, not a curated record. The transcript has 4 exons.
AUGUCACUGCCUCCCAAGUUUCUCAGUUUCUCUCGUUUUAGUCGGGCGCUGAACUGGCGGGAUGAUCAGGAUAUUGGAAACGUGGAUGAUGUUGAGCGACUGGUCAAGCAGACGCUUGAGCAACUCGGUGGGCUCGAUAUUGUUAUUAAUAACGCCGGAUGGACGCGCUUCGCGACAUUUGGUGAUCUACACGAUCUCAGCCAUGAUGAGUGGAACAAGUGUUGGGCAGUGAACGUCAUGUCUCAGCUCUUUCUGAUGCAGCAAGUUACACCUGUCUUCAAGGAUAACACUGAUGGUGGUGUCUUCAUCAUCACUUCUUCUAUAGCGGGCGUGAGUGUCGGCGGCAGCAGCAUGGGCUAUUGCGUUACCAAAGCUGCAGGUCUUCGCCUGAUGAAGUGCCUCGCUUCGACGCAAGGUCCAAAGAUCAGAGUCAAUGCCGUUCUGCCCGGCCUUCUAUUGACAGAGUGGGUGAUCCUUGAUGUGCAGGGCAUGCAAUUUCCGGAAGCAUCACGAAAUGCUGGCAUACAGAAGGCCGCACUCAAACAAGAAGUCUAA